Molecule: messenger RNA, 898 nt
Organism: Cantharellus anzutake
Lineage: Eukaryota; Fungi; Basidiomycota; Agaricomycetes; Cantharellales; Hydnaceae
Exons: 3
Coding region: 132-653 (173 amino acids)
Source: RefSeq, a predicted model, not a curated record
UCAUGGAAUGGCGUUCCUUUUCGAACAUAGAUAUUAGGGUUGAGGUGAAGUUCGUACCAAUGAUGACCGAUCUAUAACAUAACGCAGACGAGAAUGCAAAGAACUCAGCUCGAUUCAGUUGCUAGUAUUGGAUGAUCAGAUAUGUAGGGUCGUGUGCGUACCGCCAAAACAUGACAAGAUACCUUUCCGUGUGGAUACACGUGGAUUGUCGAGCAUCAGGAUAUAAGGAGCUCGUACUAAGGGCGUUUAUUGUCUUCGGGAAGAUGGACCACCCAAGCUACUAUUUUACUGCUCACUCGACAUUUGGUCCACUUAGAAACUUUCUCAAUCCACUCGACUCGCUUCCCCUAGGUAAUCAGGGAGUGAAGAUAGGCGCCUUCACUUCUGCCCACCCCAUUUCUCAUCUUCCCAGCUCGUACCCUGGUCGACAGCACUUCCGCACCCACGACAGAACUUUAUCCACACGUCCUCCCUCCGGAGUGUCCAUAUCGGGCGAAGCAAUUACUGUACUAGCACGACCAACAACCGGUUCCCACGGCCUCCGGGAGUUGCCGGAGGCUGCCAAUCAAUUCAGUUGUAUUAAUUUUCAAUUCAAUCCAAGACCCUCGCGUUACGCGUUACCGGUUGUUGGUCAUGCUAGUACAGUAUCCUGAUACUGUGUACCACCCAGUGCGCCAUGCGGCAGUGUGUCCUUGUGGAUCUCCUGGUGUAGGAACACAAGUCAUGACAUGCAGCAUCCCAUACUCACCCUUACACCGGACAUGCGCAUACACACGACUUAUUGCUUUCAUGCCUAUUGUCGAUAAGUUUUGGUCUCAUCUGUAGUCCCUUGCUAGAACACGAGUGCAGCCGCCGAGCGCUAUAUCCAUAUCGGGUUAGUCAUAACAACAUUCUUAAU